This is a messenger RNA of Prorocentrum cordatum, 1320 nucleotides long. The record is from the annotation of a GenBank genome assembly. Lineage: Eukaryota; Dinophyceae; Prorocentrales; Prorocentraceae.
GCGAGCGUGUACGCCGUCGGCACCUGCUCGUGCCUGUACAUCUCGCGCCCCACCUUCCUGCGCGUGCUCGGGCCGCUGCAGAGCCUGCUGGAGCGCAACGUGGGCAAGUACGAGAAGUACACCGACGCGAUCCACGCCGCCAGGGACGAGCAGGAGCCGGGCCAGACGUCGGCCCGCCGCGCCUCCGACGCCGGCAGGGCCCCCGAGGACGAGGAGUUCGACGGCAGCCUGGCGCUCCCGGGCACGGUGAAGCACAGGGUCGUCAGCCGGAAGCGCGAGAGGGCGUCCGACCAGGCCAGGCUGGACAGGAUGAAGAGCGAGCGCCGCGCGAUCGCGGAGGCCGUCGCAGGGAAGGGGGAGCAGGGUGCGCCCAGGGAGGCGGCGACGCUCGCCGAGAAGGUGGCGCAGGACUUGGCGCGCCCAGAGCUCGUCGCGCCCUGCGGGGCCUACGCGCCCCCGGCGGGCUGCGCGCUGUCGCUGCACGCGGGCGUGCGCCUGGGCGCCCGCUUCGCCGACAGCAGCCCGCUGCACGUGCUCGGCUCGGCGUCCACUGCGCCCCUGGGCGAGGGCGAGAAGCUGUACAGCUGGCAGAGCUCGACGAAGCUAAAGUCGGCGACAGAGGUAAGUUUGAUAUGCCAGAAGGGCCAGAAAAUGCUGGAUGGCCAGGCAGAUCCUACGCCAAACCAGGACAACUGCUUCGUGCGCACCGAGGGGGCCAUCACGCUCUACGGCGUCUGCGACGGGCACGGCCCCUUCGGCCACCUGGUGUCCUUCAGGCUGUCGCAGACCCUGCCUCAUUUUAUUGCGGCCAGCAGCAACGGGGGGAAGAGCUGGGAGUUGGCGUUCAAGGACGCGUUCGCAAGCGCACAGGCGGAGCUGGUGAGCUUCGCCGAGGCGCAGGGUAUCAACAUCCAGGCGUCCGGCGCGGCCGCGUCCGUCCUCCUGCUGGAGGAGCAGACGGUACAUCUCGCGUUCGUUGGGGACUGUCGGAUCAUGGUGGGGUCGUGGAACCGGCACGACUCCCGCAUGAUCUUCGCCAGCAAGGACCACACGCCCGACCUGCCAGAGGAGAAGGCCCGCCUGCAGGCGGCGGGCAGCGAGGUGCGCGAGGUCGACCCCGGCACCCACCGCGUGUACAAGCGAGGGUCCAACUUCCCCGGGCUCAGCAUGUCCCGCACUUCGGCGACUCUGCCUGCGCCGGCGUGCUGCAAGAGCCGGAGUACCACCAGCUGCUGCUGCAGCCGACGGACCAGUGGUACGCCCUGCUCGCUAGCGACGGCAUCUGGGAGUUCCUGGAGAGCGAGGAGGUCCUCGGGCUGA